UUUGAAAGCAAAGAAAAAGAGAGAGAGAGACUUACUUAAUAAAGAAGAAAAUAAUGCAAAGUUCAAGACAAGAACAAGAAGCAUUGGCCAGCCUCUUCUUGAAUCUCUCAACCUCCUCCUUCCUCCUCCUCCUCCUCCUCUACUCCGCCGUCUCCCUCCUCCACAGGCUCCUCCACUCCGUCGGCGGCUAUCCUCUCCUCCAUAGGGGUGAAGAUGAAUGCGAUUCGAUGUGGUUUUCGGACGAGGAAGAGGAGGAGGAAGAGGAAGAAGAACCGAUAUCGUCGUCUAGUGCAAAUUAUAAUGUUACAUCAAGAGAGAGGAAUCACUUGAUAGCCGACAUAUUAGACGGCGGAGAAUCCUUAGUUUUCUACAACUCGAACGUCGAACCAAACAAACACGCCGAAGAGUUUGUGUUUUCCCAAUCAGAAACACGACAUGUUGAUGAAGAUCAAGAUUCCGACAGUUCUUCUGCUGAAGCACAGUUCUCUGCUAAAGAUUCGCCCUAUCUCAGUGAAUCGAAAGAUGAUGAUGGUGAAGAAGACGACGAUGAUGAUGGUUUUGAUGAUGAUGAUGAUGAUGACGGGGAGAUACGAUUACCAUCAUACGACGUCGACGAUGAUGAUUCGGUUCACAAAUCGAAUGGCCCCACGCGACAAGAGCGUCUCCAAAGUGGUUUGCUGUUUCAUGACAAAAGCUAUAAUGACGAUUUCAGAUACAAAGAAGAUUUAAGAAAGAUCGGAGAAAUGAAAGAAGAUUAUCCGAAAGACGAGAAAUUCAUAGUUUUCGGACAUUCUUCCGAGAUACAGUGCGAGGAAUUUCUCGCCCGAGGAGCGGAAGAAGAGAUAUUCGGGGACUCGUGCACGAACGGUUCGACGUCGAAAAGCUCGUCGGAAUGGAGAAGCUCCGUAAAGACGGACGAUCCGUUCUCGUCCUCGUCUCGGAGAAGUUGUCCCAAAUGGGAAUCGUACGCUGUCUUCCAAAAAUAUGACGAGGAAAUGACUUUCCUCGCUAGGAUCAGUACUCAAAAGCUCCAAGAAACAGAAUCGUUGAAGUCUUUCAUGGUGGAGCCAAGAUCGAUCUCAGAGAGGAUCGUGCACAAGAUCUCGAACGUGAAAAAGAGACCCACAACCAGUUCAAGUACCAACCACAAUCCGUACGUGGAACUCGAAUCUGCCUACGUGGCACAGAUAUGUCUGACGUGGGAGGCUUUGAGUUGGAACUACACUAACUUCGAACACAAGAGAACGAGAUCGAGACCGGACAGAGAUUUCGACGUCGGAUGUCCCGCCGGAAUCGCCGACCAGUUCCGAAGGUUUCACAUUCUGUUGCAGAGGUACAUUGAGAAUGAACCUUAUGAACAUGGGAGACGGCCUGAGAUUUUGGCUCGACUGCGUAAACUCGCUCCUAAAUUGCUUCUUGUUCCCGAGUACCAAGAGUAUUGCGAGGAAGAAGAAGAAGAGGAGAAGGAGGAAGGAUUGAAGAUGAGAAUAACGUCGGCUUCGUUCAUGAUGAUAAUGGAGGAAUGCAUAAGAACAUUCAUGAACUUUCUAAGAGCGGACAAGGAGAACCCAUGUCACAAGAUCCUCAAAUCUUUCUUCGGGAGGAACAAAAGAUGUCCGGUCGACCCAACCCUCCUCCAUCUCAUGAAGAAAGUCAACUCAAAGAAAAAGGCUAAGCUGAAGGAAAUGCGAAGAGGAGGGAGAUGCGUGAGGAAGAGGAGGAUGAGGAUAGAGGAGGAGAUGGAGAUAUUGAUGGGACUCAUAGACUUGAAGGUGGUGUCGAGGGUGCUGAGGAUGAGUGUUAUAACUGAGGAGAGAUUGCAUUGGUGCGAAGAGAAGAUGAGCAGAGUCAGGAUCAUCCAUGGCAAGCUCCUACGAGAUUCAUCUCCCCUCUUCUUCCCUCCACAUUGAUUAUUCUAUAAACCCUUUUUAAUUAAUUUUGGUGAAAAAAGUUGCAAUUUUUUUUAAAUAAAAAGAUGAUAUAUAUAUAUAUAUAUAUAUAUUCAAGUUUAUAUGUAGAUGAGGUGGCGGAUAGAGUUCUCGAGAAAGGGAAAAUAAAGAUUAGGGAAGACCAUGAGAGGCAAAGCGAGGGACAUGCGUAUGCAUGCAUGCAAGAGAAUCUAUAGCUUUAGUUCUUUUGUAUGCUUUUCAUGGUAACUUUUUUUUAAGUAAGAUUUUUUUUAAAUUAAAUCUCGGCGUUAGUAGAUGGAUAUUCCACGUAUAAAGCAUUGAGAAUA
Molecule: messenger RNA, 2236 nt
Organism: Tarenaya hassleriana
Lineage: Eukaryota; Viridiplantae; Streptophyta; Magnoliopsida; Brassicales; Cleomaceae
Exons: 6
Coding region: 54-1910 (618 amino acids)
Source: RefSeq, a predicted model, not a curated record